AGGAAGCCUGGUUGCAAGCUCGUCACCUGCUAUGCUACGUAAGGGGCAGUUACCAGUCCACAGCAAGGUCGACUGUGGCUUUCAGCAUUACCAUUUUCAGUCUUCUGGUGCCAUCUCUGAUACACACAAAAAACCAAACACAUACUCCAUCAGAAUGCAUUACUAGCCUGUAUUUGAGUCAUUUAUCUGAAUUGUCUAAGCACAUACUGUUGCAUGUGAUGAUUUGUCUGAGAGAAAUCUGUAGAGUACAUGCCAGGCUAAAAGUCUGUUUUGUACAUUAUAAAGGUGACCAAACCCCUUUGCUUCCCUCGCUAUCUUCUGAAGAAGCAGAUACAUGUGAUACCACUCCUCUACAAAAUUCUCUCUUUCUCUCUGAAGAAGCAGAUACAGGAGAAAAGAAGCACCUGACUGGACCAAUGGGGCGGGGAAAAAUAGAGCUUAAGAAGAUUGAGAAUCCAACAAACCGCCAAGUUACCUUCUCCAAGAGUCGGACGGGGCUGCUCAAGAAGGCAAAAGAGCUAGCCAUUCUUUGCGAUGCGCAAAUUGUAGUUAUUAUAUUCUCUGGCAGUGGCAAGAUGUGCAAACAUUCAUUUCCAUUUCAUUUAUCAAUAGCAAACAUCUUCGAUCGAUACCUGAAAGCCCCUAGCACCCGUUUCGAGGAGAUGGACAUCCAGCAGAAAAUCAUCCAUGAGAUGACAAAGAUGAAGGAUGAGAGGAACAUGCUUAGGAUCAUCAUGAGACAGUAUACGGGCGAGGACCUGGCUUCACUGAAUUUGCAAGAUCUAGGUAACCUUGAACAGCAGAUUGAGUUCUCGCAGGACAAAGUUCGCCUCCGUAAGGUAACAAGUAGCAAGUCGACAGAAGAGCUUUUUGACCAGCAGCUCCGUUACAUGCGUCACAGGGUACGCUCAAUUCCGUGUUCUUCCAUCUUGAAUCUCUGUUCCAAUUUAUCUUCUUCUGAACUUGGUUGUGUCCAUGAAAAACAACCCGGCGAGCUGAGGCAGCAGACCCAGGCGGCCGAGAUGGCGAAUCCGAAGCUGUUCCCGUGGUGGGAUGUGGGUGGCAGCAGCCAGCUCCACGGCCAGGACGCAGAGUCGUCCAUGACGGCGCUGCAGCUGUCGUCCCAGCUGCACGAGUUCAAUCUCCAGCCGCUGCAGCCCAACCUGCAGGAUGCCAGCCUCCAGGGCUACCUUCGUCGGCUGUGGUGAGGCGCUAUCUGUCGGCUGUGUGCAGCUCUUACUCAACUGUUGAACCUCUGAAGAUGCCAUGCCUGCUUGGAAUUGGAAUGUGUUGGUUGGUCAGUCAUGAAACUGAAUUAUCUGACUUUUUGGUGUGUGGACAUCCGCAGAUUCCGCGGGAGAC
This is a messenger RNA of Phragmites australis (common reed), 1362 nucleotides long. RefSeq names its product MADS-box protein ZMM17-like. The record is from RefSeq and is a predicted model, not a curated record. Gene Ontology annotation, molecular function: DNA-binding transcription factor activity, RNA polymerase II-specific; protein dimerization activity; RNA polymerase II cis-regulatory region sequence-specific DNA binding. NCBI's taxonomy places the organism in Eukaryota, Viridiplantae, Streptophyta, Magnoliopsida, Poales, Poaceae. The transcript is spliced from 7 exons. Gene Ontology annotation, cellular component: nucleus. Gene Ontology annotation, biological process: positive regulation of transcription by RNA polymerase II. The coding region runs from base 219 to 1208 and encodes 329 amino acids.